GCUAAGUUUCUGCUGUCUGAAGUUUUGCUCCUCGUCAGUAUGAAUAAUCUGGCUGUUCCUCAGGAGAGAGAUGAAGGCUGGUAUCUGUCACUUAUGGCACCUAAUACUAAGGGCCCAAACUUUGCAUGGCUUGAUCCCUCCAGACUUUACUGCAAUUCCCAGGCCUUAUCAGACUGUGUGACAGAUCUUCUCAAACCAUUCCAAAAUGAUUCGAUUGACCUGGUGGCUGGAAUAGACGCAAUGGGCUUUAUCCUUGGUACAGCCGUGGCCACCACUCUGGGAAAAGGCUUUCUAGCCAUCCGAAAAGCAGGACACCUUUGUGUAGAAACUCAGACGCAGGAAUAUACUGACUACUCAAGAAGAGAGAAACUAUUGGAAGUACGAGCUGAUGUGUUAAAACCAGGUCUGCGUGUUCUUAUAGUUGACCAGUGGAUUGAGACUGGAAACACAAUGAAAGCUGCAAUCAAGCUGGUAGAAAAACAAGGCGCAUCUGUUGUGGGCGUCGCUUCCGUGGCCAUUGAGAACAGCGAAGGAGGAAAGUGGAUAAAGGAAAACUACAAGCACUCGCAUUGCAUCCCUAAGAAACUUCAGUCUCAAAUAGACAGCAAAUAUCUGGAAUCUUUCAAGAACUUUGAGAGAACCGUUACAGAGUAGGUACCUCUGAGGACAGCGAUACUAAACAGAAGAAAACCAUUCUGUGUUUGUUCUGCCCAUAUACGAUACGCCACAUAUAAACAUCAUUCUGUUAUUUUCUGGUCCAUCUGAAGAUGACUGCAUUCUCACAAUGGACUGAAAGAGAACAUGAUUCUAAAUGAAGCUAAUCUCUGAUAUUCUUCUUUCCCAAAAGUUGACUUAUAACAUGGCUUUUAUUAUAAGACUUAAAACUAAGAAGAUGACUAACAUAAUUAAAGACGAUUAGAUUAAAGACUAAAACUAAGAACAUGGAAUAGUUCAUAAUCUAUUGAAACCUGUACGUGGCUCACAUUUUUUGUACUAGAGAGCAUGUUAAAGUUUACUACAAUUAAAUUUUUCUUUU
Messenger RNA from Tachysurus vachellii, 1036 nucleotides. RefSeq lists its product as uncharacterized. The transcript is spliced from 5 exons. The record is from RefSeq and is a predicted model, not a curated record. Gene Ontology annotation, molecular function: adenine phosphoribosyltransferase activity. NCBI's taxonomy places the organism in Eukaryota, Metazoa, Chordata, Actinopteri, Siluriformes, Bagridae. The coding region runs from base 40 to 654 and encodes 204 amino acids.